Messenger RNA from Danio aesculapii, 3326 nucleotides. It is a transcript of the gene stox1, whose product is annotated as storkhead box 1. NCBI's taxonomy places the organism in Eukaryota, Metazoa, Chordata, Actinopteri, Cypriniformes, Danionidae. The transcript is spliced from 4 exons. Gene Ontology annotation, cellular component: nucleus; cytoplasm. Bases 143 to 3049 code for a protein of 968 amino acids. Gene Ontology annotation, molecular function: RNA polymerase II transcription regulatory region sequence-specific DNA binding; DNA-binding transcription activator activity, RNA polymerase II-specific. The record is from RefSeq and is a predicted model, not a curated record. Gene Ontology annotation, biological process: positive regulation of transcription by RNA polymerase II.
CGGAGUGGAGACACACGGGCGGCGACCUGCUCGCUGGAAAUGUGACACAAUCAAACUGGUUUUGCAGUCGUUGGAUAAAGGAAAUUAAAUGACGUCUUUUUCUCAAAUCUACAUGUAGCUAGAGACUGAUUAGGGGGCAGAAAUGUCUGCACAGCAGCACCGCUCGGUCCAACUGUCAGCCGCGUCUCUCGCUGUGGUUCUCUGUCGGGACGAGGACAGCAAAUUCAGCGCCAGCAGCACCAGCGGACAGGACGUGUUUGGGGAUUUUAAGUCGCAAAAUUUGCGCAGCUUCUGGAAUAAAAGACUCGUGAAAGCGGUGGCGGAGGUUUCCUUUCAGGGAUGGCUGGAGAACUACGUGCUCCUCGUCCAGGGCAAUGCCAAUAACCUGGAGGUGUUGAGAGAAGCGUGGAUGCGCCGUGCGCUGAGGUCACCCAAAGGAUACACCAUCAAAGCAGUGGGUGAUCUUUCCCCUGUGCAGAUGUCACCAAUAUCCCAGUCUCAGUUCAUUCCACUGUCUGAAAUAUUGUGCUCUGUCAUAUCAGACCUGAAUGCAGACCAUGUGGUUGUAAACCAAGAAGCAUUAAUCAAUCACAUGAUGAAAUCACACCCAGGAAUGACCAUUCCCACUCAAGACAUCCUGUACAAUGCUCUGGGAACUCUUAUUAAGGAGAGGAAGAUCUAUCACACUGGCGAAGGCUACUUUGUAGUGACCCCUCAAACAUACUUCAUUACCAACAACAUGGUAAAAGAGAGGAAUUGGUGGAGUGCUGGUGACAAUGACCUGCCAUCACCUCCUCCCAUAACGUACUUGGUGAGCAAUGAGAGUUGCAUGGACACCUCCAGUGAGGUGCCUGUCAUGGCCCACUGUAAGUCCUGCAGUUGCUUCACCCCUCCGUCCAUUGUACCUCCAUCUGUCCAAGACCACCAAUCCAUCAGCAUCAGUGAUUGCACUGGGAAAAGCCUCAAAUGGCCCAAAGAGCACAAGCCCUCUGUUCAGCACCAGUCCACAUCUACUGCAGCAGAUUAUCAAGCCAGUGAGGUGAGCAAAUCCACCACCACAAGCCGCAAGGAGAAGGAGAAAGCUGGACGCAAAUUUGGGCUCAGCCUCUUCAGACGAAACACAGGAAAGAAGGACAACAAGCUUAAGAAAGAAUAUGCCACAUUCUCUGCACAAUUCCCACCCGAGGAAUGGCCUGUCCGAGAUGAAGAUGACUUAAACAACCUUCCCAGGGAUCUAGAACAUGCCAUCAUAAAACGGAUCAACCCAGAUCUGACUGUGGACAAUCUAGUAAAACACACCGUUCUUAUGAAGAAGCUUGAAGAGAAAGCUGAGAAAGGCAUGGAGAAAGCUGUGGACAAGGGUAUUUCCACUGAAGCUCUAGUACCUAAGCAGAGACACCAUACGUCAAAAGCCAUGGGAAAGAAAUCAGCCCCUAGAACUACCCGCAACAAGAAAAGAGUACCUUCGUCCAAAGAGAAACAAAGGACAAAGAAUAAGACCUUGCAAUGUGCUGAAGAAUUAGAGGCAGAUGAUCAAAUUUUACCUCAUCUCAGAGGAGAAUAUGCCUUGGAUGAACCUGACAACCCUGAAGAAUGUACCCAUCUGAAUCAAAAAAGUGUCUACAAGAAACAGAUAGACAACCCAUUUCUGGGAUUGCCAGGAAGAGACAUGGAAACAAACAUCAACCAUAUGGAACAAAAAAGGAGAGAAGGCAAGAUUCCGGUUACGGGACACAGGGAAAGACCAGGACACAGGUCAAAGUCUUGGGAUCCUCAUCGGCCCAAAGCAAUCAUUGACAGUGUUGACAAAUCUCAAACAAUGAAGGAUGUACCCAGUGAACAACUCCAUGACAGAACACACACUGUGGACUCCACCCUGGAUGUACAACCAGUUCAAGAGCUUUGUGGAGGAUACAGUUCGGCCUAUCCUGAGACCAGCACACUGAGAAUAGAGGACAAAAUUAAGCUGAGAGAGAACAAAGUCCGAAGCAGAGAGUUCAGAAAUGGAAGAAUAAGAGAAUUUAAAAAGCAGGAUGUAGACCAGAGACAUGUUCCUGAGCAAAAGAACAUUGUGGAUCAUCCUACACAUUGUGAUACAACAGAAGUACUUCUCUCAUGGCCUAAACCAACAAUUCAGCGUAGACUUUCCCUUCAUCUAAUAAACAGUAAAGAUGAGUCUCAUCAUCGUCCUGAUCUACUGUCCUCACACCACCAAGUUGGCAACAUAAGUGUUCAUCAGCUCUCAGAUUGUCAAUCCUUGGACAGAAACACAAGUCACACUGAGAGUGAGGUGUAUACAGAUGAUGAACAUCGCAUCUACCAAAAGACUGACGCAGAUGAGGAUGACUGUAGCUCCGUCUGCUUGAAUGAAGAAGGUGUGCUUAACUCUGAGUUGUUACAAACUAGUAAAGCUCAUUGCAAUGAGCCUGUCUGUGUAGAUGGUGGUUGGGAUGCCCAUUUCAAGGAGGAACAUGCUCAUCACAAACCCAUCAGAACCACAUACAGGCAGCAUGAAUUCAGGUGGCAGUCUUCAGAUCACAAAGUCCUUCGUAAUGGUCCUAAAGAAGAAGUCCAUAUUCUUAGGAAAAAACAACAUGAAUGCAGUUUGGCAAAUGAUGAACAUGCUGAAACCCUCGAAAGCAGUAUUUUUGACUACUGUCAGACAAGCGAAGUGGAGUCCGAUUCAGAGACCUUACAUAAAUCUGCAGAUGAAGCAGAUGCUGGAAAAUCUAACCACUGGAUCUGUCACCCAGAUUUAAAAGAUUGUCAUCAGUGCACAAUACAAACAUCCGAGAAUACAGGCAACAUCAGUGCAAGCAUAAGUGAGCCUACAGGGGCCUGUGCAGGAGAAACUACAGAGAGUCAGAGUUACACAGCAGAUAGUGGCAUUGACUCUCCGAGGACACAUAUGAGUGUAACCUCCAAUAACUCUGCAAUACUUAAAGGACUGAAGCAUCGUGGCUUCCUGCAGAACCUUGAAAAGCUCCAGUCCAACAACAUCCACCCUCAGAGUUCACUGCUCAAGCUAACACCUGUCAUGAAUGUUUAAGCAUUAAAAUGUAGCUCAGUAUCUGGGUGUAGUUAUAUCAUGUAAAUAAAAUGUAUAUAUUCCACAACUGUAUAUACACAAACCAGGAAGUAAAUGUAGUUAGCGCUUUUUUAUACUUAUUGCUUAUACUUUAACAUUUUCACUGAUUUAUAAUAGUUUUAUUUUAUUUUCUUGUUAACAUCAUUUUGUACAUGGGUCUUUUGUUAUUUAGAGAGAACGUAUAACAAUGAGUUCUCUGUGGACACAUGAAAUAAAGCGUUGAAAUUGGCUUCAUUAU